Messenger RNA from Exserohilum turcica Et28A, 739 nucleotides. RefSeq lists its product as uncharacterized. Bases 41 to 739 code for a protein of 232 amino acids. NCBI's taxonomy places the organism in Eukaryota, Fungi, Ascomycota, Dothideomycetes, Pleosporales, Pleosporaceae. The transcript has 3 exons. The record is from RefSeq and is a predicted model, not a curated record.
GGCACACUUGCCAAAGACUACUUGCACACAUACAAGCACGAUGAUUUCGACACAUUCUUCCAAGGCUAAGAUAUCUUCACAAUUAGCUCCCAUUUGCACCCCAUCGCAAAACGUGUCUGAAGAACCACCUAAGGCACCAAUUCUAGCUGCGAACGAACACACGCUAAAAGCCAACACAUCUUCACAAUCUUCACUCGCGAUCACAACCACAAAACUCAAAACACGAUCGAGUGGGCCAUCUUCAGAGAGCGGAUGUCGCAAGACACCACGGUUAAAACCUUCUUCUUUGCCAAUCGAGGACGUAGAGCAGGAAACUCCACCAAGUGCUUCCCAACCCUCAGUUGCCCCUAGUUCUCCGCUUACCGCCAUUGAGAGACCGGCCCACAUUUUCACGAUGCAAUCCGAGCUACAAAAUCGAGAAGUGCUGUUCAGACAAAUCUUGAAGGACAGUAUUGUUUCUGCGAAAACCGCUGAGAGUAUCACUCUACGUGCCACAAUCGCACAGGAAGUCAAGGCAAGCGUCCAAGGCCUCUUAGCAGCCGAGGAAAGGGACCCAAAGCGUACUCUCACGAUUGUCAGGUCGCGGAGCAGAAGUUACUGGAGCAGUAUUCACGAAGAGAUUUAUCGCAGCGGCUCUGAAGACAAGACAGUUACGGAUCACAUCAAGAAUAUCGCAGAACGCGAAGCCAUCCAUCAGCUGUACUCACUGAGGGACAUUGAACGUAUACUCUUCUAUUAG